AUGGCGCCACAGGAGGUGCCGGACUCCGUUGCGCUGGACACCAUCGAGGCUCUGGACUCCGUCGAUGAGGUGCCAGACUCCAUCGAGGUGGUGCAGUGUCCUCGCUGCGGCACGUUCCACGUUGGCGGCGUCUUCGGCGAAGCCUGCUUCCAAGCUUGCCGCGAAGCUCGCAGGUGUGCCCGUUGUGGCCUUUUACAUGAAGACUACGAUAUGCCAGCAAGGUGGUUGCAUAAGAUGGAAAAGUUUAAUUACGAGGUCUACAUUCCCGAUGUGGACAAACUUCAAAUGAAUGGUAACACAAUACUUCUUCCUGAGCACGUUGUCAAGAAGUUGGAGGAGAACUUCAAUACAAAGAAGUUGGAAGAAGCAAAGAUGAAGCAACAGUGCCAUGCAAGAGUGGACGACGGCAUACAAGAUCACUAA
Messenger RNA from Miscanthus lutarioriparius, 423 nucleotides. The record is from the annotation of a GenBank genome assembly. NCBI's taxonomy places the organism in Eukaryota, Viridiplantae, Streptophyta, Magnoliopsida, Poales, Poaceae.